This is a messenger RNA of Gryllus bimaculatus (two-spotted cricket), 1224 nucleotides long. The record is from the annotation of a GenBank genome assembly. NCBI's taxonomy places the organism in Eukaryota, Metazoa, Arthropoda, Insecta, Orthoptera, Gryllidae.
AUGCGAUGCGAUUCGAUGCGAUUCGAUGCGAUGCGAUGCGAUGCGACUCAGGUGCGGGGCGCGGAGCGCGUGCGGGCGCAGGCGCGCCUCUGGCUGCGAGCUUGGCGCGGCGCCGUGGCAGAGAUGCGCCCUGGCAGGUUCGGCGCCGCCCUGUUGGCCCUCCCCGAGGACGACGGUGAUUGGCCGGCUCUCGAGGCGUUUCUCAGGCACGUUCACGACGUGGCCCCGCCUCCGAACGCCUUGUGGGUCCUGCACCCCGAAGGCGCUUUCACGCACACACUUCGGACUCCUGCAGAUGGUGAACGAAUACCACUUCAGGCACUAAGCCCGUAUGAUAGAGAAGUCUUUCCUGCGUGCAGGAUCCGUUCCAUCGGAGAGCUGCGCUUCCCCAGCUACGCACACUCACUACGCGGCUGCCUCCUGCGCGUGACGGCCAUGGACUGGCCGCCGUACGCGAUCCUCGAAAGAGGGCAGUACGUGGAUGGGCUGGACGUGAAGUUCAUGCGAACGGUGGCCUCCUACUUGGGAGCCCGCCUGGAGUUCCUGCUGCCGGGGAACGUGUCCUGGGAAACGGGCGCUGCUAUGGUGUCUGAAGGCGCCGCCGAGGUGUCGGUCGGUGCUUACAUGUUCGGCCAAUCCCUGGACGACGGGGACUGGGAGUUCGUCGACCGCUAUUGGAGUGAGGGUGCACGUGUGCGCAGGGUGCACGUGUGCGCGGAGAUCUGGGGCUGCCUGCUGCGCGUGGCGGAGCGGGGCGACAUGGCGGUGGCGAUCGACCGCUCGGUAGCCGAGUGGUUCCUGGUGCGCGGGCGGCGCGGCGGCGGCCGCUUCGAGUGGUUGGAGGCGCCGCUGGGCGCGUUCCACGUGACGCAGGUGGCCGGCCGCCGAGGGCCCCUGCGACCGGUGGUCGACCGCGUCGGCGCCGCGCUCCUCGAGACAGGGGUGUUCGCGCGCUGGUGGUGGAACGUGACGCGCGGGGGCGGCGGCGGGCGCGCGGGGGCGGCGGAGGACUCGCGCCCUCGGCCGCUGCGCGUGGGUCACGUGCAGGGCGCCUUCUUCCUGCUGGGGCUGGGCCUCGCAGCCGCCGCCCUCGCCCUGUGCGCGGAGGCGGCGCUGCCCCGCCGGCGACGCUGCGCGGCCACGCUCCUUCGCCGGAUGAACUGCGGCCUACAUAUACGCACCCCGGAAAAUACGACUCUAGCCAAACGUGACGUGGUGAAAUAG